Molecule: messenger RNA, 1534 nt
Organism: Centropristis striata (black sea bass)
Lineage: Eukaryota; Metazoa; Chordata; Actinopteri; Perciformes; Serranidae
Exons: 5
Coding region: 282-1052 (256 amino acids)
Source: RefSeq, a predicted model, not a curated record
GUGUGUGUGUGUGUGUGUGUGUGUGUGUGUGUGUGUGUGUGUGUGUGUGUGUGUGUGUGUGUGCCAUAGACAGUCUAUGGGGAGUGUGCAGUGAGAAGUGUGAAUGUGCUUCGUGGAAAAUGUUCCGUUUCUUGCCCCUGCAGAGGUUUUGGUGGUCUCAGAGUGUCUGAUAGUUAAUAAAGUCCCCUCUCUGUCUCUGUGACCAGUCUGUCUGUGUGUGAACGAGCUGCUGCAGCACUGAAACACCUGGAGAACAUUUAUAUAUAUUCAUAUUUUAGUGGAUGAUGGCAGUCUGUGUCUCGUGGAUCCUCACCUUCAUCUGCCUGGCAGGUUGUCCCCUGUCUUCAGCCUCACCUGUCCUCCGCUCGGCCCUGGUGGUCCCGGCGGGUCACAACGUCUCUCUGUCCUGUAACCUGACGUCCAGCGGGGACGUCACCUGGUACCUGCUGCACCAGCAGCAGCUGCUGCCGCUGCUCAGCGUCACGGCAACCACGCUGAGGAAGAGGAAACAGAAAGACCCAAAGACUCAACAGAGAGACGAGAUCAAGGACCGAGUGGAAGACGUUACUAACAUCCACACGGAGGACGCCCGGUUCUCCAGCGAGGGCGACCUGGAGGACGGGACGGUCCGGCUCAAAAUCCUGCAGGUGGAGCAGAAGGACGCCGGGCUCUACUUCUGCACCGGACGCUGUGAGGGAAAAGUCUGCGUCAACAGAGGGAUUCACCUGGUGGUCGAUGGAGCUGACGGGGAGUCGAGCCGGCAGCCGUGUCUCAGUCUGGGGAUCUGUGUCCUCCCGCCUUUACUCCUCCUCUGCCUCGUCUUCAUCGUGGGAUUCUGCCUGUGCACAGGUAAAGCGUCUGUUUGCUGCUGUAAUCGGGUGAAAAAGAGAACAAACCAGCCAGAGGAAAUCUCUCUGCACUACUCCAGUCUGAAGCACGCAGGGAAGCCCCGCCCCUCCGGCCGAGGAGACACGGGAUUGGUCGAAAAGGACGUCACGUACUCUGCAGUGAUGACUCGUAAGAACCCGACCAGAUCACAUGACCACAAAUAGAAAAACGUUCUGCGUUUAAAAGCAAAAAAAAAAAAAAAAUCUGAUUAUGAAUGUAGUUCAUUUUAAAUUUUAUAAACUUUUCUAAGCCAAUAAUCACUUUUUAAACAGACGUUUCUAUAAAUCUGUGAGUCAGUUUCGGCUCUAUUUUUCCACAAUUUUGUAAAUAAUAAGGGGAAAUUCUUUAUAUGCUGGAAACAGAAUCUGUGUGAUCUUUCUUUAAACUGUGAUUUUAUAUUUUAAGCUAUUUCACCGACAUGUUUAACUGUGAAUCGUAGAAAUGUUGCUGUACUUUGCUUUUAGAUUCUGAGUGAUUCUCUUUUGCUUCCUCACAAUCAUAAAUGCUAAAAUGUUACUGUGAAGCUGUUACUGACAGAAAAAAGCAGAUUUUUGUACAAACCACGAGCACAGAGUGAAAUGUAGAAGUAGGAAUAAGUAGCGUAAACUGUUAGUUUUUUUAUGUUUUAAUAAAUGUGAUAAAAAAA